Messenger RNA from Sphaerulina musiva SO2202, 2038 nucleotides. Its product is annotated as tRNA-synt_1c-domain-containing protein. The transcript has a single exon. NCBI's taxonomy places the organism in Eukaryota, Fungi, Ascomycota, Dothideomycetes, Mycosphaerellales, Mycosphaerellaceae. The record is from RefSeq and is a predicted model, not a curated record. Gene Ontology annotation, molecular function: glutamate-tRNA ligase activity; zinc ion binding; ATP binding. Bases 97 to 1980 code for a protein of 627 amino acids. Gene Ontology annotation, biological process: glutamyl-tRNA aminoacylation.
GGGAGAACGAGAACGAUAUGUACUGCAAGUUUCACUUGGAAGUUUCCCAGAGCCCAGUUUGCAUGUGAAAGGAGACGGAGCGGAACGAGACGAGACAUGCUCGAACCCAUCGUGGGCUGGAUAUGCGCCUCUUGCAGAAGUCAACAAGCCCUCCAGCAGCAUACACGGCGGACAUUCACAGCAUUGGCGGUGCACAGCAAUGGCCCGGCUUCAUAUGUAAAACGUGCUGUUCCAAGAAGACACGCAUCGACUGCUCCCGCUAGGCAUGGCGGAAAGGUACCAUCCUCACCAGCCAGGACGCGCUUCGCUCCGUCACCGACCGGAUAUAUGCACAUUGGCGGGCUUCGUACUGCUUUGUUCAGCUAUCUCUUGGCAAAGCGAACAGACGGCCAGUUCUUACUACGAAUAGAAGACACCGACCAGAAACGACUGGUGCCAGAUGCUGAGCAACGGCUUUGCGAGGACCUGAAAUGGGCCGGCUUGCAUUGGGAUGAGGGGCCUCUAGUUGGCGGACCGUAUGGGCCUUACAAACAGUCUGAACGGAACGACAUCUACCAGCACCAUGCACAGGUGCUGCUUCAAGACGGAUCUGCUUAUCGAUGUUUUUGCACGCCACAGACUACUGGUUCACAAGGCGGCAAAGCUGCGUAUGUCACAAGUGGUUGCUACCAAGACUGCUCUUCGCUGUCCCCAGAAGUAGCCCAGGAUCGAGCAGAGGUAAAACACGAUGCUUUCACAAUACGUCUCAAGCAACCCGAAGACGUUCACAAGCGCGUCUACACUGAUUUGAUAUACGGCAAAAUCCAGCGCUUGAAGCGCUCGCCGAGUGCUAGCCAGAGCACGGGGGAUGAUUCGGGCAUCGAUGCCGCAGAUACUAUCUUGGUCAAGACCGAUGGAAUACCGACUUAUCACUUCGCAAAUGUUGUCGAUGACCACCUCAUGAAGAUCACACAUGUUAUUCGAGGCACUGAAUGGAUGGCGAGUACGCCUUUGCACUAUGAUUUGUAUGCAGCAUUUGGUUGGACACCUCCUGCUUUUGCACACGUGGGACUCCUCGUAGAUGAAAACAAAGCCAAACUCUCGAAACGGAGUGAUACCGGUCUCGUUCUAGACGUGCGCGGGAUGAGAGAACAAAAUGGAGUCCUCCCCGACGUACUCACUAACUUCCUAGCACUACUGGGCUGGAGUAAUCCUGGUCGGAACGAUGUGUUAGAGAUGCACGAAUUGAUCCGAGACUUUGACCUCAAGUUCACCAAAGGGAACACAAUCGUUCGCAUGGAGAAACUCUGGUUUUUGCAGAAACAGCAUGUGGCGAGAGCGAUCGAGAGUGCAAAGGCUGCAAACACCACUGAACCCAUCCAAGAUCUCAUUGACGCCGUAGCGGAAGAGGUUGUCAUCGCCGACACUUCUUUCCUGCAGCGUCACAUCGGCGAAGACAAACCUUAUUUCGACCUCAAGGCAUACAUCCGCGAUAUCCUCCUCGUCGACUCUAAAUCGUACCAGACGCCAACUCAAUUCCUCGAAAGGAACAAAUACUUCUUCGACUACGAUGCAGCUCUUAUACCCGAGAAUGCAGCAAAUCACGAUAACGCCGAGAUGCUCACUCCUGAAUUGCUAGUGAAGCUGAUGGAGCACAUUCUACAAGAAGAAGAAUUCGCCUCGACAACGAUGAACAAUUCCAAAUCUACUACCAACGAUGACGGGGGUCUCCUCGAUAGCCACAUUACCUCGAUAUCGUCAAAGAUCCACUCCAAUAUCCACACAUCGCUUCUAAACCAUAUCGGAGCAGACGAGGAAAGCCUGGCGACCAACGAAGGUCUCAAGAAGUCGUACAAGUCUUUGAACAAAGCCCUCAUGCGCCACCUUAGAGAGAAGCUGAGCUAUGGCUUACCAGGGCCGGGAAUUGGGCAGAUCAUGGCUGUGCUAGGCUACCAGGAAUGUUGUAGACGACUUGGACUCAAGUUCAAGCCGACCGACUAGGUCUAGGUAGUCUCCUAUGCUUCCCAUGUAGUAGUAUAUAUUCAGCCCGUGUACUCCA